Pistacia vera is the source of this 2739-nucleotide messenger RNA. Its product is annotated as scarecrow-like protein 14. Gene Ontology annotation, biological process: regulation of DNA-templated transcription. The coding region runs from base 112 to 2373 and encodes 753 amino acids. Gene Ontology annotation, cellular component: nucleus. NCBI's taxonomy places the organism in Eukaryota, Viridiplantae, Streptophyta, Magnoliopsida, Sapindales, Anacardiaceae. Gene Ontology annotation, molecular function: DNA-binding transcription factor activity; sequence-specific DNA binding. The record is from RefSeq and is a predicted model, not a curated record. The transcript has 2 exons.
AACUGAUAAGUGACAGCCUAUCAGAGAGAUUCUUGAAUUGAUAUUUUUUAUUUGCUCGGUAGAAAACGCGUUUAUCUUUGUUUCAAUGUCUUGUCCUAAAUUUUAGGCUCAAUGUCAGAUUCAGAGUUCACUAGGUUCUCCAGGUCGAUGGACGGUUUCAACUUUCCCAAUUCGAUUGAGUACCCAAAUUUUGCUAAUGGGGUUGAAUUUAAUUUCGAUGAUCCUUCUUUAGAUAUGAGAUAUAUGGAUAAUCCAUUUGUACCGUCAGAACCAGACUCUGGCUAUUCUGCUCAUUCAUCUAGUGUGAGUUUGGAGGGAGACUCUUCUUCUCCUUCUGAUGAUAAUGACUUUUCUGCUACUUUCAAGUACAUCAACGAGAUGCUUAUGGAAGAUGACAUGGAAGAGAAGCCGUGUAUGUUUCAUGAUCCAUUGGCUCUCCAAGCCACUGAAAAAAACUUCUAUGAAAUAAUUGGUCAGAAGUACCCUGCCUCUCCUGAUCAACCCGCUCCUUAUAAUGUUGAGAUCCCAGAUGAUUAUUAUUCAAGUUGUGUUAGUGAUCAUGGUAGUAACAGUAGCCCUAGUUCUGGUACUAGUCACUUGGUUGAUUCGUUUUGGACUGUUGAUGAUGGGGAAUUCCAAAACUCCUGGUUAGGAAAACCUAUUCCCCGUAACUUUGUGUUUCAGUCCACUUCAAAUUCUAGCUCACGGUCAUCAAGGAGCUUUCAAAAUGGCUUUGCUAAUAAUGGUAUGGUGUCCCCUGUUAGUGAGCCGCUGGUUCCAAACUUGUUUAGUGAGAGUGAAUUGGUAUCUCAGUUCAAUAAAGGGGUAGAGGAAGCUAGUAAGUUCCUUCCUAAAGAUACUCAACUGGUUAUUGAUCUAGAUAGCAAAAUAUUCGUCCCAGAAUGGAAGGAAAAGGCUGCAAAGGUGGUAGUGAAGUCAGAGAAGGACGAGAUAGAGCAUUGGCCUAUUGGGUUGAGGGGAAAAAAGAAUCAUGAGCGGGAAGAUUCAGAUUUAGAAGAAGAGAGGAGUAACAAACAGUCUGCCGUUGACAUUGAUGACACUGAGUUAUCAGAGAUGUUUGAUAAGAUUGUUGUCUGCAGAGACCGGAAUAAGUUUUCAAGGUGUGCUUCUGAUGAUGCCUCACAAAGUAAUGGAACAAAUAAGAUAAGGCAGCAUAAUGGGGAAACAAGUGGAUCUAAUGUUGAGAAGAAUCAUGCUAAGAAACAUGGCAAUAAGAAAGAAAUGGUGGAUUUGAGAACUCUUCUCAUUCUAUGCGCACAAGCAGUCUCGGCUGAUGAUCGAAAGACUGCUAGUGAACAGCUGAAGCAGAUUAGACGACACUCUUCACCUUUUGGUGAUGGAACUCAGAGGUUGGCUCAUUGCUUUGCCAAUAGCCUUGAAGCACGCCUUGCUGGCACUGGAUCCCAGAUCUGUACUGUUCUCUCUUCCAAAAGAAGAUCAGCUCUUGAUAUGUUAAAAGCUUAUCAAGUUUAUAUUGAGGCCUGUCCAUUCAACAAGAUUGCAAUCAUCUUUGCAAACCAUACGUUCUUGGAAUUAGCUGAGAAAGCAAUGACGCUGCAUAUCAUUGAUUUUGGUAUUUUGUAUGGUUUCCAGUGGCCUGCUCUUAUUUUCCGUCUCGCAAAAAGACCUGGUGGACCUCCCAAGCUACGCAUUACUGGGAUAGAGUUUCCUCAAUGUGGUUUCCGGCCAGCUGAAAGAGUCCAGGAGACAGGGCGUCGCUUGGCAAAAUACUGUGAGCGCUUUAAUGUUCCAUUUGAGUACAAUGCCAUAGCACAGAAAUGGGAAAACAUCAAAGUUGAAGACCUCAAAAUUAGAACCAAUGAGGUUGUUGCAGUGAAUUGUUUGUUCCGGUUUAAGAAUCUACUUGACGAGACAGUUGUGGUGAAUAGUCCAAGGAAUGCUGUUUUAAACUUAAUUAAGAAGAUAAAGCCAACUAUUUUUAUCCAAGCUGUAGUGAAUGGAUCCUACAAUGCCCCUUUCUUUGUCACACGGUUCCGGGAGGCACUCUUCCAUUAUUCAGCAUUGUUUGAUAUGUGGGACACAAAUAUUGACCACGAAGAUCAGAUGAGGUUGAUGUAUGAAAAAGAAUUUUAUGGGCGGGAGGUCAUGAAUGUUAUAGCAUGUGAGGGCUUGGAAAGGGUAGAGAGACCUGAGACAUACAAACAGUGGCAGGUGCGGAACAUGAGGGCUGGAUUCAGACAGCUUCCAUUGGAUCCGAAACUCAUGAAGAAGCUGAGAGGUAAGACGUCUAUUUACCACAAUGAUUUUAGUGUUAAUGAGGAUGGCAACUGGAUGCUGCAAGGAUGGAAGGGCCGAAUUGCCUAUGCUUCCUCUGCAUGGGUACCUGCAUAGGACUUGACUUUCACAAGAGGCAAGCAAUGAUGUUUGUGCUAUUGGGGGCAACCUGGCAUUGGCAUAGAUGGGUUAGCUAGGAGUUGAUAUGAGCUUCCUUCGACAAUAUUGUGUUAUGUUGCAUUUCAGUAGACAAAAUUAGGCUUGCCUUAUUUUAGAAUGUGUAGUACGUAAUAGUAGUAAUUUAACACCAAUUUAUGUAAGGGGAUCGGAGUCUUAUCAUGGCUUGAUGUGGCUUAUUUGGGUUGCAAUUGUUUUGCAUAUAUAGAAUACUUACCGCUAGGAGUUAUGUUUUGAUUUCUUAGUGCCUAUACUUCUCUUGUAUCUUUUUAUCUUAUCGGUUAACAGGAUGUUAUUUUCCUUAAA